This is a messenger RNA of Oncorhynchus masou masou (cherry salmon), 1185 nucleotides long. Its product is annotated as transforming growth factor beta-3 proprotein-like. The record is from RefSeq and is a predicted model, not a curated record. Bases 112 to 930 code for a protein of 272 amino acids. Gene Ontology annotation, molecular function: cytokine activity; growth factor activity; transforming growth factor beta receptor binding. Lineage: Eukaryota; Metazoa; Chordata; Actinopteri; Salmoniformes; Salmonidae. The transcript is spliced from 6 exons. Gene Ontology annotation, cellular component: extracellular region. Gene Ontology annotation, biological process: regulation of cell population proliferation; transforming growth factor beta receptor signaling pathway.
AACUAAAGUUGAUUGUUACUGACUGUGGCCUCCUCUCUCUGUGCUACAGAUGACCUUCCAUACUGUCCUAAAGGAAUCACUUCCAAAGUGUUCCGUUUCAACAUCUCAGUGAUGGAGAGGAAUUCCACCAACCUGUUCCGAGCCGAGUUCCGAGCUCUGAGGGUUCCAAACUCUGCUGCCAAUAGGAAUGAACAGAGGGUGGAGCUCUACCAGAUCCUGAGGCCAGACGAGCACAUAGCUAAACAACGCUACAUUGGAGCCAAGAACGUGCUGACCAAGGGAACGGCCGAAUGGGUCUCCUUCGAUGUGACAGAGACGGUACAGGAGUGGCUGAUGUACAGAGAGACCAACCUGGGUCUGGAGAUCAGCGUACACUGCCCGUGUCACACCUUCAACCCCAACGGUGACAUCAUCGACAAUGUGAACGAGGUGCUGGAGGUCAAGUUCAAAGGGGUAGAAGGGGAGUAUGAGGAGCAGGGCCGUUGGGAUCUGGGCAGGUUGAAGAAACAGAAGGAGCGGUCCCUGCCUCAUCUCAUCCUCAUGAUGAUCCCUCCUCACCGUCUGGACCCACAGCCACGUAGACGCAAGCGGGCCCUGGACACCAACUACUGCUUUUCCACUGUUGAGGAGAACUGCUGUGUCCGUCGUCUCUACAUCGACUUCCGUCGGGACCUGGACUGGAAGUGGAUCCACGAGCCUAAAGGAUACUUCGCUAACUACUGCUCUGGACCCUGCCCUUACCUGAGGAGCUCCGACACCACACACACACAGCUGCUGAGCCUGUAUAACACUCUGAACCCAGAGGCUUCGGCCUCUCCCUGCUGCGUUCCCCAGGACCUGGAGCCUCUUACUAUUCUCUACUACUCUGGACGUACCCCGAAAGUAGAGCAGCUGUCCAACAUGAUCGUCAAGUCCUGCAAAUGCAGCUGAAGAGGUUCGGGAGUAGGCCCGAAGCCAGGGAGUUGGGUGGUGGGGUUGUCCCACGGAAGGUGACCUGUAUUGGGGCACUAGAGCCAGCCAGCCUGCCUAGCUGUAGAAGAAUACCACCAUCCAUGUUAUUUUGUAUUCGGACUAUGUUGCCUGCCACGUGGCUUAGCUCUUAACACCACUUGAACUGAAGGACCCUAUCCUCAUGUGAGGAGGACAUAGUAUGUUAGACUUUGCGAUUCUAACUUAUAAUCUUCA